GACAUGUAUUCUCUCAGUCCGUCUCUCCGCUAGGACGUAUGGUGUUGUCCGCCAACAGGUGUAAACCGAGCUUUUAGCAUUGUACUGUCGGGAGUACAGCGCCAUAGAAAGUGAACGACAAUAACUGUUUUGUCAAUCUCCUAGUCGUAUAGAGAGAAAUAACAGAAGAAAAACAUUUUUAAACAAAGAAUUGUGUUUUUUUUGGAUCUCCCUGGUCGUGCUUCUUUUUUGGAUACAUUUAAUGUGAUUAUUGGACGGAACAUUAUGUCGAGGACUUAUUAAUCUCUAGAGGAAGUGAGUGAAAUUUGAACUGACUGUGUACAUGGUAUGAAAGAUAUUCUUUGCCAAAUGAAAACUACUGAAGGAAACAACAACUGUCUGCCUGGCAGACGAAAACCCCGCCAAGGCUCCAGAUUCAAAAAGCGGCUUUCCAUUCUACUGCACACACACGUCGCUUUGAUUGGUCUGUGUACUCUCAGCGUGUUAGAUGCAGGAUGUGUGAUUGGUCAGAUCAUCAGCGACAUCCUCAUCAUGAAAGACGAGCUCCAAGAGAAAACGUUAAUGGAAAAGCAUGCAAAAGACACUCUGCUGAAUCUGUUCCCUGAACGAUUCAACAAGACGACAUAUGAGAAAGCUAGUCUAGAGGAGAUAAUGGUCAUAAUGAAAGAAUGUUUCGAUGAACUCAAAAGAGAUGGCAAAGUUACGAUGGACAAAGCCUCGUUUCCGCAUAUCCACCAAACGGAUGGUGGUGGACAUCACGUGCAUGGCAAGCGGCAUCGUCGCGCCGCGGGAGGAAAUCACCAGCAUUCUUUCAAAGACCAAGAGAAAUAUAUAAACCACCACAUUCUGCACGAACUCACGCACGCCUUCCAUCUUGGAAGCAUGGUCAUUUUGACGGUGUUACUAGUUGAGACCAAAUUAAAGAUUCUAGCUAUGGGAAAGAAGUUCUUGAAUCACAAGAUAGAGGUUUUCGAUGCUUUCGUGAUCACCGUGUCUUGGGCUCUGGACAUAGCUUUCUGGGAGGGACUGUGGGCACACCCAGAACAGGAGGCGGCCAAUAUCAUGAUCUUCAUCCUACCCUGGAGGGUUAUAAGGAUUGUCAACAGUUUUGUCAUGGUUAUACAAGAAAAAGACCAAGUGCAGUUGAAAAUCGUGAAGCAACAGUACCGUGGUUCCGUAAAGAGAGCCAGCGAUAUGAAAAUGAAAGUAGAGUUAUAUAGGAUUGAAUUGCGUCAUCUGCAGAGUUUGUGCCGAAGACGAGGCGCUACAGAAAAAGAAAUCCAAGGCUGUGCCCCGGAAGGCAAGAGGAGAAGAAGUAGUUUAUUACCGGUGUUAACACGACUAGCCUCAGUGGGUCUCCUUGGUUCAGUCAGCAGCAGUGCCGAUCUCACCAAGGAGGCAGCGUCCAACGAUACCUCGGACGAGGAGGACUCCGCUGUCGAAGUCACCAGCCGUCCAAAUAGCAAUUAUAGCAACUACAGCAGCGACUGUUUAAGUCUGGCUAGAACAGUGUCUACUGCUAGUAGCGUAUCAGCCUUCCCAGCCAGCACUAGUCUGGAAAACCUAGUGCACGAUAAUCUGGCUUAUGUUGAUGAAAAGCCACCGAAUUAUAAGGAAGUCUCCGAGGAAAUAAAGAGUGAAGAUGACUUUCAUACCAAGCUGUGAUUCAUAUAUACAUAUAAUCUGAGGACUUUUGUUGAAAAACGAGUGCGUGAAUAAAACGUCACUCUCGCUGCUCGAUCUGUGUCUGCAGACGACGACUGCCGACGAGGGCAACAUGUAUUGUGAUAUUACCCGCACCUCCUUUUAUGUAGACGGUGGGAAGAAGUGUCCCGUGCUGUGGUGUAUUGUGCUUGUACCGUGUGGUCACUUGACAGUUGAAAUUCACAGAUAAAAUAUCAAAGUUGUCGGAACGAAACCUAUGCAACAGAGUCGACAACAUCUUGUGCUUGGAAUAGUGCCUUUGUUUCCUUUAUUUAGCGUUUUAAACUAUUUGUAGACUUUUUUUUUGAGAGAAUGGAAAUAGCAGUAUUACUUUUAUGCAUUAUUUUUAUUUCUUUGGUAUGAUUAGACUUUGAUGAUGCAACAGAAGGUUUAGAAGUUGACGCUGCAGAUCGAUUUGAAAUUGCUGAAGUCUGUUAGCAGGGAUUUUAAAUUAGUUAUUGUUUUCAGGACGUUUAUGAAAAGAACUGAAUUAUCAAAUUUCGUGUUCUUUGUUUUCUAAUCGAUGUGAAGCUGUGAUAAUCUAUUACUGAACUAGAUUCAGUGUUGUUGGUUUGUUGUUGUUUUUUUUACCCGUGAUGCACUAUUGAAUUUGGAGAACAUUAUUUUGUCACAUGGCUAUGAAUGUUGUUCAAAUGGCUUCAUAUUUCCCAGUGCACUGUCGAUACAUUUAUCACUGUCUCAGUCGGUUAAUGAUACCAUGUACAGCAGUACAUGCAUUCCGUUACUAUCAAUUCAUUUGUUAUCUUUAGAGUUUGUUGUUUUCAAACAGUUUAAAAUAUUCUGUACAGCAAAUAGUAGUACCUGAAGAUUCAACUACAGCACCAUCCUUAUUGUGAUAGAAUGUAUCAUAGAUUAUAUUUUAACUUCAUCAGUACUUUGUAAUUGUUUCCCGUAUAAAGCAGUGCUACCAUACAUAUUGUGUGAAUGAUUUAAUGCCUUGUUAGAACGUGUGAUGUUUCAUUGAUAUCAUUUUUAUAAUUUUGUGUUCAAAUUAUUUAUAUUCAGACUCUGAAUAAAAUCAAACUUUGUAAAAUUAA
Ostrea edulis (European flat oyster) is the source of this 2762-nucleotide messenger RNA. RefSeq lists its product as uncharacterized. Gene Ontology annotation, cellular component: plasma membrane. The record is from RefSeq and is a predicted model, not a curated record. NCBI's taxonomy places the organism in Eukaryota, Metazoa, Mollusca, Bivalvia, Ostreida, Ostreidae. The transcript has 9 exons. Gene Ontology annotation, biological process: proton transmembrane transport. Gene Ontology annotation, molecular function: voltage-gated proton channel activity. The coding region runs from base 328 to 1665 and encodes 445 amino acids.